Messenger RNA from Durusdinium trenchii, 1080 nucleotides. The record is from the annotation of a GenBank genome assembly. Lineage: Eukaryota; Dinophyceae; Suessiales; Symbiodiniaceae.
AUGAGAUGCAAAGUAUCGCCCACAUCAACCUGGCUGCCAUCGCCAAAGAGGAGUGAUCAUGUGCUGACCAAGUGGCUUGGGCGGCAGGUGCAGUUGAUUCAGCACAUCUUCGACAAAACGAAGGUGGCGAUUCGCUCCUGGGGCCGCUACGUGCCGUGGCCGGUGGUGCAAAACCUCCUGGUUGCCGGCGUGGCGGUGCAAACGCAACUGGAGGAGCGAGAGGUGAGCCUCUUCUUUUCUGACAUGGCAGGAUUCACAAGUAUUGUGGAACAACUGGUGCCGGAGCAAACUCUGGUUUUGCUCAGCCGAUACUUCAAUGACAUGUCCAAGAUAAUCGAACACCACGACGGCGUGGUCAUCGAGUUCAUCGGGGAUGCCAUCCUGGCCGUCUUCGGUGCGCCCGCGAAGAUCAAGGAACAUGCUUUAGCCUGCGUUCGCGCCAUGAUGAAGAUGCAGCGAGGCGUUCAGAGGAUCAACCAGUGGUCGAAGAAGAAAGGUUUACCUCACGUGAGCAUCCGCUGCGGGAUUCACUCCGGCUGGGUUUCUGUGGGAAACUUGGGCUUCCACUCACGUCUCAAGUUCGGUGUCAUCGGUGAGCACUCCACGCUUCCCGCGAAGCUGGAAGAGCUCAACAAGACCUAUGGCACCAGCAACCUGAUCUCUGAGGCCACCUACCGCCGCCUGCAAGAUGAGUUCGUGGUGAGACCCAUCGACUAUGCAGAAAUGUACGGCGAGGGCGAAGACUUGGAAGAGCAGGUCUAUGAAGUGGUUUGCUUCCUAAAUGGUCGACAAAGCUUCAAGAACAACCUUCGCGAGUCCUUGGCGAAGAAGUACGAGCAAGCGCUCAGAUACUAUGUAGAUCGGAAGUUCGACAAAGCUGCGGCGAUUUGGAGAGAGGUGAGCCUGCAGACGGGCCAGUAUUUUGGUUUGUUCGACAAGGCGUCGGUGGUGAUGAGGAAGAGGGCCUGCUACUACCAGCGCCACCCUCCAGCACCGAACUGGCGUGGCAUUUGGACCCUCUCCCGGGAGCCCACCGCGGAGGACGGAGUCGACGAAGAGGUGGUCUAUGUGAGCAUUUGA